Molecule: messenger RNA, 1299 nt
Organism: Salpingoeca rosetta
Lineage: Eukaryota; Choanoflagellata; Craspedida; Salpingoecidae
Exons: 3
Coding region: 67-549 (160 amino acids)
Source: RefSeq, a predicted model, not a curated record
CGCCUGUCGCAUCAACGCUACCGCAGUGGAAUCGCAGGAAGAUAUUGCGAAAAUCGAAGCAGCACAAUGUGCGACUGCUCCUUCGAUUGGCGGAAGCACCGCAAAACUCAAAGACAAACGAGUUGUCGCACACACACCCCAAUAUCGAGCAAUCCGCUCUGCUGGUUGCGUCGCUGCGACUCACCCUUUCCAUCAUUCAUUCAUCCCUUCGCCCUCCCAUCUCCCUUAUCCCCAAACUGCCACCAACCAAACCGUCAUCGCGUGGCUAGCCACCUCUCCCUCACCGUGUCCACUACCACCACACGUGUUGUCAUUUGUUUUCUUCCGUCCCCGCUCCCUCUCUUUUUGUUUCGAUCCAAUUGCCUGCUUCGCAACCGCCCGCCACCCCCAAAGAUGCCUUUCACCGUCGGAGGCCGCAAGGCUGUUUCCAAGAUCCACGCGAUGCUCAUGCGCCAUUCCAAGUCCCUGGUCAUCAUGAGCUCUCUGUCGGAAGAAGACAUGAGACAGUUAGAUGAUGCCAUCAAGACGACGUCUUCGAAUAGCGAGUGAUGCCCGCCUGAUAACUUUGUCCCCCGCCCCCUCUCUAUUCCUGCUGACCCCCCUCCCGUGGCGAUUGCUCGCUCGGUUCCCUCCCUUCAUGUUGCGCACUUGCCUCUGUUGUCACCCACCCCGCGUCUGAGUGAGUGUGUGUUUUGUUUUCCUUCCCUGUAUUCCCUCGUGUAUUCCCUCUCCUCCUCUUCCCACACCUGUGUUUCUCUCCCCCCCUCCCUUUCACUCCUUUGCACCCUUCUUCUUUGUCCCCUCCCCUCCCCUCCUGCCCCUUUCCCGUCGCCCUCUUUCCUCCUGCUGACCCUCCGUGUUAUUAUUCACAUCGGUUACAUGACUCUUUGUUGAUGACAAGCACAACACGCUCUGUUCUGUGCUGCGUUGCUGUGGUCUGCGUGUGCGGGUGGCUCGUUACGACGCCACCUGUCUUGGUGCUGUCGAACCCACAAGCAAGCACCCAUACCGCAACCGCACACGCACGCAUGCGUGCAGUCUUUUUGUGUGUUUGUGCUUGCACAACUGGGUUGUGUUGCUGGCGUGAAUACGCACCACCCAUGAUGGCCUGUAUUGUGUAUGCUUUACACAGCGUUGCUGCUUGCCCUUUGCCUGCUUGCCCUUUGCCUGCUUGCCAUUCCAAUGCCUUCCUUUCAUGCCCGUUGACUGCCUGCUUGCCAUGCACCCCGAAAUGAAAAGGUUCGUUGUUGCUGCGCGCACACCCCAUCACAACCUCAAUAAACGACAACCAAAGCCAAA